This is a messenger RNA of Etheostoma spectabile (orangethroat darter), 887 nucleotides long. RefSeq names its product ATP synthase peripheral stalk subunit OSCP (gene atp5po). Bases 101 to 730 code for a protein of 209 amino acids. The record is from RefSeq and is a predicted model, not a curated record. Gene Ontology annotation, biological process: proton motive force-driven ATP synthesis. The transcript is spliced from 7 exons. NCBI's taxonomy places the organism in Eukaryota, Metazoa, Chordata, Actinopteri, Perciformes, Percidae. Gene Ontology annotation, molecular function: proton-transporting ATP synthase activity, rotational mechanism.
UGCGCCACACUGGAAAGACUACAUUACCCACAGUCGGGCACCUUCCUCUCAAGUGCACAUGCGCAUUUAGUUGUUCUACUCUGGACAGCUGUAGGAGAAAAUGGCAGCACUCAUGCUAGGGCAGCAGGUCCGCCAGUUCAGCACGUCUGUGGUCAGACCUGCAUCAAAACUGGUUAAGCCUCCCAUCCAGGUCUAUGGAGUGGAGGGCCGCUAUGCCACUGCUCUGUUCUCAGCGGCCAGUAAGCAGAAAAAUCUGGACCAAGUGGAGCAGGAGCUCAAAAAAGUGUCUGUUCUGAUCAAGGACCCCAAUCUUUCUGGUAUUGUGAUGAAUCCUCAUGUAAGACGCAGCAUCAAGCAGAAGACUUUCAAUGAUGCUCUGACAAAGGCCAAGGUUUCACCCAUCACUGUCAACCUCAUCAAUGUUUUGUCUGACAACGGUCGCCUUUCUCGAACUGGUGAUGUUAUCGCUGCCUUUGGCAAGAUGAUGAGUGCACACCGCGGAGAGGUCAUCUGCACCGUCACCACUGCUCAGCCUUUGGAUGAAGCUAAUCUUGCUGACCUGAAAGUAGCGCUCAAGGGCUUCCUUCAGAAGGGUGAAACUAUCAAGCUGGAAACAAAGUCUGAUUCUUCAAUCCUGGGGGGCAUGAUCGUCAGUAUCGGGGACAAGUAUGUGGACAUGUCCACCAAAACAAAGAUACAGAAGCUGACCAAGCUCAUCAGGGAAACUUAAGUCCCGUGGACUUCAUUUUGCAAAGGAUCGCAGAUGAACAUCUGGGGAAAUGCUCAUAAAUGUAUAUUGCUAUCUGUUCUGGCACUGAAGUUGCUCCAUAAACCCAGUGUCUAUACUUAAGUUCAUAUGGAUGUUAAUAAAACGUACAACAAAUGGA